Lotus japonicus is the source of this 810-nucleotide messenger RNA. Its product is annotated as agamous-like MADS-box protein AGL80. Lineage: Eukaryota; Viridiplantae; Streptophyta; Magnoliopsida; Fabales; Fabaceae. Bases 1 to 810 code for a protein of 269 amino acids. The record is from RefSeq and is a predicted model, not a curated record. Gene Ontology annotation, molecular function: DNA binding; protein dimerization activity. The transcript has a single exon.
AUGCGAGGUAGAGUGAAUCUUGUGUACAAUUCUAAUGAAGAUGCAAGGAGGGCAACAUACUUGAGAAGGAAAAAGGGCCUACUAAAAAAGCUUAAAGAACUCACCAUCCUUUCUGGUGGGAUUGAUGCAUGUGCUCUGAUUUAUAGUGAGUUUGAUGACCAACCAGAGAAAUGGCCAUCAUCCCCAUCAGAGCUUCAAAGAAUAAUCACAAAGUUCAGGAGUUAUCCGGAAUUGGAGCAGGGUAAGAAGAUGUUAAACCAGGAGAGCUUGUUGGAUGAAUUGAUUCUGAAGGCCAAUGAGAAAUUAGCAAAAAGGGAGAGGAAGAACAGGGAGAUACAGAUGUCCUUGCGCAUGUUUGAACUAUUGACCAAUGAAAAUAUCAUUCAAACUAUGAGCAAGUAUGACUUGAAUCAAUUGGCUUGGACAAUUGAUGAGAAGUUAAAGCAAGUAGAUCAGAGGAUCGUUGACCUAAACAAUAAUGCUUCAACUUCUCAGAGCCACGCUCAAACGACAGAUGGAGCAAUUAGGCAAGGAGAGGCACAAGCUCAAGUGGUAGAUCCAACAUUGGUGGCUGCAAAUGGAGCAAUUAUGCAGGGGGAGGCACAAGCUCAAGUGGCAGAUCCAACAUUAGUGGAGAAUGGAGCAAUUAUGCAAGGAGAGGCACAAGCUCAAGUGGCAGAUGGAGCAAGUAUGCAAGCAGAGGCACAUGUAAAUCAUGGCCAAAGUGAUGAAAUGAACAAGAAAGCCACACAAGAUUUUUCGUCUUUUCUUAAGCAUAUCAAUGGUGGAGACAAUGAUUCUUCAGCUUAG